Branchiostoma floridae (Florida lancelet) is the source of this 3479-nucleotide messenger RNA. RefSeq lists its product as uncharacterized. The record is from RefSeq and is a predicted model, not a curated record. Gene Ontology annotation, cellular component: cytoplasm. Gene Ontology annotation, molecular function: GTPase activity; DNA-binding transcription factor activity; GTP binding. Lineage: Eukaryota; Metazoa; Chordata; Leptocardii; Amphioxiformes; Branchiostomatidae. The coding region runs from base 502 to 3123 and encodes 873 amino acids. The transcript has 4 exons. Gene Ontology annotation, biological process: canonical NF-kappaB signal transduction; response to cytokine; non-canonical NF-kappaB signal transduction.
GCCUUGUACGACCUUAAGCUUGUGACGCCUGUUGUGCUGGCCGAGAGUGAAGAAGUGAAAAAGGUUUAUACAGAGUCCGGUACAAAGGGCCGCCUUCCUGCCAACAGAACCAACGUCCUGUUCCUCGGUGACAAACGUGCCGGGAAAACCAGUCUAAAGCGCCACCUGUCAGAAAGCGGGUUUGAUCCAGAGGAGACCAGCACGGUAGGCAUCGAGCGUGAGUUGGUACAAACCGAAGAGGUGGAUCAACACUGGGCUGAGGUGAAAGAAACGGAGCAUAAUGAAUUCCAAAAGGGAUCCGCCUUAUACACGGCCAUACAUGUCAAUGAGGAGGGUAUAUCUCAACAGCCAUAUGCAGAUAGCACAAAUCAUGAGAAGGAGAACGAGAAAGAAACCUCUUCGACUUCAAAGUGGUCUUUCUACGUUAGGUUAUUGAUUGCCUUAUUCCUUCCCCUUUCUUUCUCUUCUCUGUAUUUUGAUAAGUUUGGUCCCAUCUUGUUGAUGUCUAUUGUUUUCUUCUGGAUUAUCUUAUUCAAACAGGUUCACUUUAGGGGGUUCUCUAUAGGUACGGGUGCUGUCAUUGUAGCCACAUUCAUCAGAUAUUUUCACACAUGUGUGCCUUUGCCUGAUUCAAGUCUUGGUGUUAUUGGCGUAGGCUUGCUCGCUGCUGCAUGGUUCUCAGUGCUAGGAGCUUGUUUGGGGCUUGGGAUGGGUAUAGGGAUGGCGUUAGCUUUGUGUUGUAUGCAAAUAUCCACGGUGGAUACACUGAAAUUUAGAAGGCCAGUGUUCUAUGAAUCAAUCUUUGAAUCCAUGUGCUUCAUUAUAGGAAUGUUGAUUUCGUCACGGCUGAAAUCACCAUUUUUCAAGAUGAUUGCUUUCGUCGUACCUAUCGCUGGAAUCCUUAUUAGUGAAUAUGUUUCUCUAAGUUUUGCAACAAAUGGUAUCUCUGGCUUAGUAUUUGCCAUGUCCCUGGUAAUGGGUAUGGACUUUGAGCGCCUUCUGUCCAGAAAAUAUUACUCUGAAUAUGUACGCAAGAACAAAGUACUUAUUGAUGUGGCUGGAUUUAUUUUGGCAAUAUUUUUUGGAAAGUUGAUAAGUUUAAAUUUCGUCUUUGAUUUUGUCAAUGUCAGCUUUGCUUCCAUAUAUCUGGGACUUAUCAUCUACUUUGAGGUAGAAUUUAGAAUGAGGCAGACGAAAUAUCCUUACAGAUUCGUCGGGACAACUAUUUCUCAGUACAGGUCCAAGGAUGAUCUACCAAAGAAAAUGCUGCUGUUAGAUUUUGCAGGAGACCGCCUAUACUAUGCCACUCACCCUCUAUUCAUUUCUAGCCACGCUAUCUUUUUGGUGGUCUUCAGUCUGGCUAAAUUUGCACAAAAUGAAAGUUAUCAUAUGCGACGUUUGACAUUCUGGCUACAUUCAAUCGCCGCCCAUGCGAAAAACCCAGAAUGCAAAGUAUUUCUUGUGGGUACCCACAGAGAUCUAGUGCAACGCAAAAGAAGAAAACAAAUCACAAAAAGAAUAACAAAGAAACUUGGUCAGUACCCUCGACUUGUUGAGAUGAUAGUGUUGAAUAUGGUUAAUGUGUUCGACAAUAGCACACACCACACAUUUGUGUUUUGUGUCGAAAAUUCGGCACAAAUCAAAAACGAUUUGGAAGGGCUCCGCCUCCGGGAAACAUUGUUGUAUGAAGUGAAUAGAGCGGAGCACGUCAGACAUGAAAUUCCCCUCAGGUGGUUGAACUUUUACGACCUAACAAACAGAAGGAAAGGGCGCAGAGGUAGGAAGGACUACCCUAAGAACUGCACUUCUUCAACGGAAGCAGUUUGGAGCAUGAUGCAAAAAGAGGGCAUUUUCAAACCAGACGAAAAAGACGAUUUUGAUCUGAUGCUAGAUUUUUAUAACCGAGUUGGGGAAAUCAAGCUCAUGGAAGGGUUCGUGGUUUUUGACCCACAACUUGUAGUUGAUCUACUUACCAACCUGCUCAGGAUGCCAGUUCAAGAUGGCGCCUUGGUGCCCCUGAAACUCAUGGAAAAGCUUUGCAAGAAUCUCAACGCCCCUUGCGAAGAGGUGAUUACCAUUCUUAGGCAGUAUGAUAUCAUUUGUCCCAUUCUGUGCUUACCUAAAGAAGAAGACAUAACCUAUUCUGUACAUUACAUUAUUCCACUCAAGCUCGGACGACUCGACCGAAAACGCAAAGUCGUUGAGGCUGAAGAAGAUAUCUUAAGCUCGGAUCCAGAAGACGAUGACAAAGCAUGGUUGCCGUUUUGGCAGAACAGGGGGACAGAUGUCUGUUUCUUCUUUAACUUCAAAGAGUUCAAUCCAGAUGCCAUAUUCAUCCGUCUUUUGGCCAGGUGCUUGUACAUUUCUCAGCGAUCUCACGACAUGUUGAACAGACGAAACGUGUACAGCGAUGCAGGGAGGUUCUAUCAGUCCAACGACUUCUACUAUAAAAUUGAACUCCGCUCACCCUCAGAUGACCAGAACUUGGUACAGGUCACCAUUGGCAGAGCACCAGAGUCGGGGGUUCGUGAACUCCUGUGCCGCAUACACCGUGACAUCAAGGACAUCUGUGACAGAGACUUUCCCUACGUGAGCUACACGUUUGGGAUACAGUGUGAGGCGUGUAUACGUGUGAAAAGUUCUGAUGACCAACCAGACCAGAGGGAGCACCCACGGCACAUACUGAACAUCUCAACACACGAGGAAGACUUCCCAUCAGAUGGCGUGACAAGAUUGCUGUGUGAGAGGCAGGUGCACGAAGUUGACUUUCGACGUUGGCCGGACACCAUUCGAGUGAUAGAAGACAGCAAAUCGGUCAGUCAGGCAGAUAUUGAACGUGGCCGCAGUGUCGAAAUGACGGAGCCACACUGCAAACUUCUCACCAAGAACCGGCUGCAGCUGCUGCGUAACGUCGACCCAGAUGAUGUCAUCAACUGCCUUGUCCAAGAUGACGUCAUAAGUACCAGAUAUGCUGAGGAGAUUCGCGGCCAGCAAACAACUCGCGGCCGUGUUGGGAUGGUGUUGGACUAUCUACCCCGCAGGAGUGAUGCGGCAUUUCACUUCUUCAAACGUGCACUUCUGACGACAAAUCAAAAUCAUGUAGCCAAUCUUCUGGAGGAAUGAGAGCUUGGGACCAUCCACAAAAUUCCAGAUAUUUCAAAACCUUGCAAAAACAAUGUCUACAAGUAGCAGCUUGUCAGUUUUAAUUUAAUUCAAUUGGUGGCUGUUUCUUCACUGGAACAAAUUUCAGGAUGUUUUCAUAAUAUAGAGCAAUGUAUGACUAUGAGCUUCAUAUUUUAGAUCAGCCCAGAAUACACAGACUUAGUAUAUUAGUUAUUUGUGACCAACACUUUCAGCAUGUAAUGGAUUGAAAAAACUUUAACUUAAGGUUUCAUAUGUCACAGCAUCUGCAUUUAGGAAGUGUGUAAAGCUUGCUAAAUGAACUACCACAAACAUGAGACUCACGAAAUAUAUUUCAC